GGUGAGUGGAGCAGGGGUGUGCGGAAAGUCCCAGCCAGGUGUGUGGGUCUAUGGGGAGGGGGUGGCCCCACCCCUGAGGUAUGAAAGCCCCCCUGCCUUGGCCCUGGCUCAGUCUCAAUGGGGGCACUGGGGCUGGAGGGCCGGGGCAGGAGGCCUCAGGGGAAGGGAUGCCUCCUGCUGGCUGUGGCAGGAGCCACUUCCCUGGUGACCCUCCUGCUGGCUGUGCCUAUCACUGUCCUGGCUAUGCUGGCUUUGGUGCCCCAGGAGCAGGGAGGACUGGUAACGGGGACUGCUGACCCAGGCUCACAGGCACAGGCCAGGCAGCAACUGGAGUCCCAGGAGCAGCCAGAGGAGGAGGUAGAAACAGAUCUCAGCCCCAGGCUCCCAGCUGCCCAUCUCAUUGGCGCUUGGACCACCGGGCAGGGGCUAGGCUGGGAGACGAAGAAAGAAGAGGCAUUUCUGAGGAGCGGGACGCAGUUCUCUGGCGCCGAGGGGCUGGCCCUCCCUCAGGAUGGCCUUUAUUAUCUCUACUGUCACAUCGGCUACCGGGGCCGGGCGCCCCCUCCCGGCGGGGACCCCCUGGACCGCUCGGUCACGCUGCUCAGCCGGCUUUACCGGGCGGGGAGUGCCUACGGACCCGGGACUCCUGAGCUGCUGCUCGAGGGCGCAGAGACCGUGACCCCGGUCUUGGACCCCGCCCGGAGGCACGAGUACGGGCCCCUCUGGUACACGAGCGUGGGGUUCGGUGGCCUGGUGCAGCUCCGGAGGGGCGAGAGGGUGUACGUCAAUAUCAGUCACCCCGAUAUGGUGGACUACAGGAGAGGAAAGACCUUCUUUGGUGCGGUGAUGGUGGGCUGAGGGCUGCCGGCGUCCUGGGGAAAACGACUGCAUGGUGGGAGUGUGUGAAUGAAUCAGCCCAGAUAUUGGGGACUCAGACACCAGGGACCCCGUACCCGUGGGGAAAAUGUAGGUGAUGGGAAACUGAUUUUGAGCCUUAUGGAAAUAAAGAAUGUAAAGCUUUAGUGCUGCCAAUACAGA
Vicugna pacos (alpaca) is the source of this 1038-nucleotide messenger RNA. RefSeq names its product lymphotoxin beta (gene LTB). Gene Ontology annotation, molecular function: tumor necrosis factor receptor binding. Gene Ontology annotation, cellular component: membrane. Gene Ontology annotation, biological process: immune response. Lineage: Eukaryota; Metazoa; Chordata; Mammalia; Artiodactyla; Camelidae. The record is from RefSeq and is a predicted model, not a curated record.